GCUCCGGUGUUCGUAGAGGAGAGUUGUCAUCAACGUAGAUUCUCGUCAGUCCUCGGAUAAUAUUCGGCUAAUAGACAACUGCGUGAGGCAUGAAGGUCAGGGACACGAGUCAGUGAGCGUGAGUUGUGAGCCAGAACCAGUGUGGGAGGCAGGAGCGGUGGAGGUAUUAUGUGGCAGGAAGUCUCUUAUUUAGGAGCCACGCUCCUCUUAAGCUACGUUGUUCACCUCUUUCUUUUCACACAUAAAGGAGAUGGAGGUCCACUCUUCUGGUGGCGGUGGGCCAGGCUGGUGGUGGAGUUAUGGGUGGAGCGGAUUUCCAGGCAGCCCAGGAUGAGAAACUAUGACUCCAGUGGCACCACAUAUGAGCUUUCAGGGUUUGAGGCCACACCGAGCGAGAAGGAGCUGGAGCAGCCUAAGCCACUCACCACCGACCGUUAUGAGGACGAGCUGAUGGUGUGUGGUGUGGACAGGGAGGGUCGUGCUGUGGUGGCUCGGCUGGUCAGACUCACAAAGCAACGAGCCUCUAUCUUCCUCUGUGUCAUCGACCACACCGGCACUGUCUACACCCUGCCUAACCAGCCAGACACGAGCUAUGUCAAUGUGUGUGGUGAAGAGUGGCGAGGGGCGGGGCUAAGCAAUUUUAUUUUAGAAUUUGAUAAUAAUGUAAAUACACUUAAGGUUCCAAGUUAUGAAAGACAAGGGUCACGGGAACUGUAUGUGACAUAUGAUGAUGAUGAUGAUGAUAAUGACGACACGGUGACACAUGCCCGCCUCGACCUACUGUGGCGAGCUAUGCGUGGCCCCAUUGAUGUGUGGGAUGAGGCCAGCCCACGUCUCCUUGCACAAGCUCUUGCCCAUGAUCCACACACCUCUCUUCACACCUUCCUGUGUCGGGAGGAAGAUAGGUAUGAGCAGUGGGGCAGCCUGCAUGGCACCGUCAACCUCACCCCAGGUGCUGACCCCCAGGUGUGGUACCUGAGAGGACCCCGUCAACACAGGUGGGGGUUAAGCCAGAUGGUGGGCAGUGCAAUGGUCACCUUCAACUACUUUAACAAUGGUGAUGUGAUUUCCCUCCAUGGCCGGUCCUCCUCCACCACUACACAGUAUGUAGGGGGCUUCUUGCAGGAAGCAUGUGGUGUCCUACGACCUGUGACCUCUACCGACCUAGACCUAGGGCACCUCCACCACUUGCCUAACCUGGGGAAUAACCUGCUUAUCAAAUUGACAGCUGGGGGGCGGCAGCUUGACCUGUGGCAGCACCUGAGUGAGAAAGUAACUUAUUACACUGGUGACCCCUGGACGGUUCGCCAUGUUCUCCACCCCACCACAGUCGCUGCUACCCACUCCUAUGGCUGGGGCCUCACCUUCUUCUCAGACAGGUACAUGGAUCUGUGCCCAGUUCCAGAGAGAGAGAGCGUGGGUGAGGCUUUGAUACCGAGGGUAGUGAUAGAGGAAGGGACACCCCUGGUGGUAUCCCUGGACGAUCCUCUAUGUCGCAACUCUCUCCUGACAGGGGGAAAAGGUGCCUCCCUUGCCCUCCUCACUGCCUAUACCCACCUUCUACAGCCAUACCAGGGCCACUAUGAAGUACCCUCUGGGGUGGUGGUGACAGUAGCUGCCUGGCAACUUCAGCUUCAGGCUUCCCCUGACCUGCAGCAGGCUGUCAGGGCAGUCCAGCAGGCUGUAGGCACUGCUCAGCCUGCACAGAUCAAGGAUGCCUGCUCCAGGGCAGUGGAGGUGUGUCAGGGGAUGGAACUAUGUCCCCAGGUGGCUGAUGCUCUUCAUGAUGCCCUUCUUCAGCACCUAGACUCCCAGCCCUCCAGGUUGGCAGUGCGGUCAUCAGGAUGUGGAGAAGAUGAUGAAGAAACAUCUGCAGCUGGACAAAAUGACACGAUACUUGGGGUGACUGGCCUCCAAGACACCCUUCUUGCCCUCACCCGCUGCUGGGCUUCCAUGUUUACCUACCACAGUGUUGAGUACCGUAGGCAGCGGGGGCAGGCAGUGGAGGCAGGCAUGGGUGUGGUGGUGCAGGAAAUGGUGGAGGCGGAGGCAGCUGGGGUGAUGUUCACGCUGGACCCUGUCACUGGCAGUCCAGCCAACAUUACCAUUACUGCCAACUAUGGCCUGGGAGAGAGUGUGGUGUCAGCAGCAGCAGAGCCCGACACAGUAGUGGUGAGACGCAGCUGGCGGGACCAACUAUCUGUUGCCUCCAGAACCCUGGGUGCCAAGAAGACCAAGUGUGUCAUGAAGGAGGAUGGAGGGACAGAGGAGGUGGAGGUGGGGGAGAAGGAGCGGACCCAGCAGUGCCUUAGUGACACCAUGGCACUUUGCUUGGGACGCCUGGCAGUCUUCCUCAACCAAGCUUUUGCCAGCCCUAGAGACAUUGAGUUUGCCCUAGCUCAGGAGACAGUGUACCUGCUACAGGCUCGCCCCAUUACAGCCCUGGAUGAGUGGACAGACUAUGAGGUGACCCAUGAGCAAGACUCUGCUGUCCUCUGUGACCAUGAACUGCUGACUAGGGGCAACACUGGCGAGGUGCUACCAGGCAGCAUAACACCCCUGACUCUGUCGGUGCUACCACCAGCCUUAGACCUGGCUUUCUACAUGGAGUUGUGUCACUGGGAGAGGUAUUCCCACACCCUUGAACCAUAUUUUGCCCACUUGUCUCCCAUCUACAGCACCCAGGUGUUCCUUAAUAUGCUGCAGAUGCAGUAUCGGUACAACGAUAAGGAGAUGAAUUUGGUCAACCGGGCCAUUGACCUGAUUGUGUAUGGCCAUGAUGUCUCCACCGAGCAGUUCGUACAGUGGGGAGUGGAGAGGUUUGGUUUACAGAGUAAACUCAUUAAGAUGUACCAAACCUUUCUCCUGCUCUUUGAUGUGUUGAGUCUUGGUGGUCAUGUCCGGCGGUGUAAGCAAAAAUUUGCUGAUUACACCUUAGCAUGUGGGUGGGCCGUCUCCUCCGUCAGUCUCUACAAAGAGAUUUCCCGAAGGCUCCCCGAUCUAUUAGAGGUAUCAAGGACUCAUAACAUCACCAGUAAGGUCAGCAGUUCCACAGAGUGUAUUGCCUUUAUACUCUUGGGUGAAGGCAAGAAAGAGUUCAGCAAGGAGAACAAGGCAGACAUGGCUUCACUCCUCUCCUCCUGCAUUGGUGUUGAGUCUGCUGAUGUCCCUGUGGCUCUGAAGGAGAUGGCACGGGUGAUCGCAGAGAACGAAGAAGCAGAGGAGUUCCUUGCAAUGACCUCAGAAGAAGGUCGGGUGUGGAUAGAGUCUCACCCCGGCAAGGUUGGUGACACCUUCAGGAACUUCCUCUCCAAACAUGGCCACCGCUGCAUCAAGGAGUUUGACCUGAGUUCCCUCUCCUGGGGCCUCAACCCCUGCACCCUCAUCCACACAUUGCAGGUGAUGGUGAGACACCCCAGCAGCUACAACUCUGUCAAAGAAGAGCUGAAUGCACACCAGGCCAUAGAUAACCUUCAGUCCCCUGUCUCCCAUGGCACUAGACGUUCACUGCAGUUUAUGUUGCCAAUAUGCCGGAAAGCUGUCGUGCAGCGUGAAGCAACCAAGUCCCUCUUCAUCAAGGUGAUUGACGUACUAAGACGAGCCUACAGGAAGUUGGGUCAGUUGUUGGUGAGUGAGGGUCGACUGCCUUCCCCUGACUUGGUGUUCUAUCUGACACAUCCUGAGCUGGGAGUCCUGGUUCAGGGCCCUUCCCCAUCUCUUCUGGCCAAGGCAAUGAAGCGUCAGCGGCUACACCCUACAUUGAACCAGAUCAAAUUUCCUGAGGUCAAUAUUGGUAUUCCAAAGCCUUUAACUCCAAAGAAGCAAAAUGAUGUUGAGGUGAUGGGUUUGGGUGAAGUCAUCAUGGGUACACCAGUGUGUCAAGGAGUGGUGACUGCCCCAGCUAGGGUUGUGACUUGUCUCCAGGAGGCUUCAAACAUACAGAAUGGUGACAUCCUAGUGACGAUGAGCACAGAUGUGGGCUGGACCCCCUACUUUCCUCUCCUGGUGGGCAUAGUCACAGAAAUUGGUGGACUCAUCUCCCAUGGAGCUGUGGUGGCCAGGGAGUAUGGUCUUCCCUGUGUGGUGGGGGCUGCUGAAGCUACAACCAUUUUGCAGUCAGGUGAGAACAUCAUAUUGAAUGCUACUCAAGGUACCAUCACCCGCCUUGCCACUCCACAACCACCCACCACCAACCAAGACAACAACUGUUCCCAAGAACAACAAUAAUUAGUCUACUACCAAUGACCACAAUUUCACCAUUGGCAUCAAGAGCAGCAGCUGUGGAAGAGUCAUAACCACCAAACAAAUGAGAGACCUUACCUUGGUCACAAUUCUCAGCUGUGAUUCCUAACUGACUGAUGGACUGAGAGAAAUUUUCUCCAGUCUGUAGCCUGCUCUUGCUGUGGACUCCUCACUGUACCAUAGUACACCGGAAUUUUCAUACAUAAUGAAGUUCAGGGAUUCAGAGUUGUCAGGGCAUUGAGUUUUAGGUCUAAAGAGACAAUAUGAAUUGUACCAACUCUGAAACCUUGAACAUGACCCCUUAAACUUAGAUACUGCUGCAACAAGAUGUGUUAUGCUGUGCCUUGUCAGAAGUUAUUGCUAGUCUUUCAAAAAUGGCCACAGGACUCAGAUUCUUAGAUGUUUGUACAAUGAAUGUUCAUUGUAACUGAAGAUCUAGAAUGGCACCUUACUGAUUUACUUAAACCAAAGACAAAAUGUAUGUCAUCAAGUUGCAACUACAAAAUUACCUCAACUACAUAUAUUUACUUAUCACCAGACAAAUUUAUGUUACAGAAUCAUUUGGAAAAGGUUCUUUACCUUAAUUUAGUUUUUUACCAGUGCUAAGUGAAUGUGUAUACCGUAGGUAAGGUAAGAGUCCCUGUAUGAUUUUAAUCAUGUUUGAUAGUCAGCCACACCUCACUAGUCAGAAUAAGAGUCACAGAUUUUUGUCUCAAAGAGGAGGAACCUGAGAUAAGAACACCAAAGUUUUCUAGAUGCGUUAGACUAUGAAUAUUCCUUUCCCCAUACAAACUUUUCUAACAUAUCAAAGGAAAGAAGGCUAGACAUACUAAUGCUAUUUUAUGGUUUAUUCCUAACAAUCUCUUGGGUCUACUAUGCUGGACAGUGCUUCCCGUGCACUUUCUAAAAGGAAUAAAAAUGUUUUCAUAUGUUGUCAAUCUUGGUAAUUGAAUUCAGCAACUGAAGUGAAAGGUUGUUCAGAUUCUGAUUAUUUUCCCAUCCUAACAUCUUGCCAAAAACCUUUACUUUCAUUUACUAUACUGUACUUAAUUUACUUUAUUCUCUUCACCACUUGUCAGCUUACGAGCCAUUUGGGUGGUUUGUCAAUUCACUGUUAGCAAGUAUUGGGCAUGUACUUGCUCUUGAAUGUACCUGAGCACAUUCUAGCAUUUGCCAAGUCUGGACUUGAAGCUGCUCACACUUCGUGCUUACUUUUAUCCUCUUCACCGCUAAUCGGCUCGUUAACUGUUUGGGCGAUCGGUCACGUCUCUGAUUACUUUUUUCUUUUUUUUA
Homarus americanus (American lobster) is the source of this 5535-nucleotide messenger RNA. Its product is annotated as putative phosphoenolpyruvate synthase. Gene Ontology annotation, biological process: phosphorylation. The record is from RefSeq and is a predicted model, not a curated record. The coding region runs from base 169 to 4227 and encodes 1352 amino acids. Lineage: Eukaryota; Metazoa; Arthropoda; Malacostraca; Decapoda; Nephropidae. Gene Ontology annotation, molecular function: kinase activity; ATP binding. The transcript has 33 exons.